UGAGACCCGGGAGUUCUUCAUUUUCCCUUUCACUAGUAGAAAAGAGAGGAUCGUCGGGGACAGUGGCGAUAUAAAAACCCUUCAACGCAGAACGGUGCUCUGUAGAAAAAUCUCGACAUGGAUUACCAGCAGCCCCAUGGCUACAUGAGGCCGCCGCAGGCGCCACCGCCGCCGCCGCCGCCGGGGGCGGAUCCUUACCAGAGGCCUCCGCCUCCUCCAACCCACCCGCAAUCGAACUAUCCCUGGGGUUACUCGGCUCCGCAGUUUCAAUACCAGCCGCAAACACAGCAUUCGCCUUCGCCGCCGCCGCCGCCGCAGUGGCCUCCGCCGCAGUCCACUGACCACGGUCAGUACUUUCAGCCCCCUUAUCCUGCGCAUCACGCUCCGCCUUAUUCUGGUAAUCCUCGCUACCCGCUGCCGCCGCAUCCGCUUCAGCCGAGGCCGUUUCACGCUCCUCAAUCUCAGGAUUGGGCUGGUGGCAGCUGGACUCCCCAUCAGAGUUGGCAGUAUCCAACAAAUAACAAUGAAGAAGACUGGGCAGCAAAAGCUAGAGCAUGGGCUGCUGCAAAUGCUGCUAACAACAAUCAGCAAGGGCAGCAGCCACAGUUUGUUCCAGGUGUACGGCCAGAAGGGCAGAGUCAUUUUCAUGACCAAUAUUCACAGCCAGCCGAGCCUCAAUCUCAUGAUGGGCACACACUACCUCCUGGAUCUAACUAUCAACUGUAUCCUGUGGGACAUCCAAGUAGAACAAAUCCAGGCCAAAUGCAGGAUUCUCAGUAUGUCAGUUCUGGUCAGCCAUCAUAUGAUGCAGGCAUGCAUGCGGCAUUUGCUUCAAGAGAUGGAGGCUUGGCUGGAGAUUCAGUUGCACCAUCCCAUCAACAAGAGAAGCCAUCUAUAAGUCCGUUAUCCUAUCAGCAGGAGGUACCUUCUAGUUAUUCUUCUGUUGCAGGUAAGGAUGAGGCUGGGAAUGGAUCUGAAAAGGUUAACAGCUCUGCUCCUCUGCCUGUAAUCUCCGGUACACAACCUCAGUCACUACUGCCUGCGGGCGUCAGAUCUGGAUGGACAGAAGAGACCCAAAAUUCACUUGGCAGCCAACCUGCUCAGCCAAUGACAGAUCUAAGCGAUCAGCCACUGAAUUUUGCACCUCAUUUUAAUCGUGAAGCACAUGCACACACACAGCCCAUUUACACUCAUUCUUCAGCAGGGACUGGGAGAGGUGGGGAUCCUGCUGUGCCUAUAUCUUCAAACUAUGCAUGGAAUCCCCCUUCUGUAUCAGGGGUAGUUUACCCUCCUGGGAUUCCACCUAUCCCCACAACACCACAGAUUGAUCAUCCAAUACCGGUUUCUGGACAUGCAACUCCUAUGUUUCCUGCUGGACCAGGCUUUCAGCCAACUGUCCCGAUGAUAGGCCCUGCUUUCGGUGUUGGUACAGGUGUAAUGUCUCAUCCAUCAGCAUUCUCUGGAGAUGCUUAUGGUGUUUCUGACCGCCCUAAAAAGGUAUCCAUACCUAAUUGGGUAAGGGAGGAGAUAAUAAAAAACAAAGCUGUUAUUACGAGUACCACCGCAGGCACUCCUAAAGAAGAUAGUCAAUCCAUUGAUGAAGAUAAUUACAGGAAGGGAGAUCAAGCAGAUAGUAAGAGCAUUGAUUCUUUCAGAUCAACUGAGGAUGAGGAUGAGGAUGAGGUGGAGGCUGCUAGAACUGCAGCUAUAAACAGGGAAAUAAAACGUGUGCUUACUGAAGUCCUUUUGAAGGUCACUGAUGAACUUUUUGAUGAAAUUGCAACCAAAGUUCUUAAAGAAGGUGAUCUUUCCAUUGAAGUUGGCCAAGAUAUGGACAUUCCAGACAACCACGCAUUACCAUCUACUCCAUCUAUUUCAACACCUAAGGCCUCUGCCAAGGUUCUGGUUUCAACCAAGACCAAGGAAAAUGAUCAUGAGGAUGGUAGUGAAAAGUCAACAUUUGGACCUGGUGAUAUACUAGGUCUAGCUAGUUAUGCUUCAGAUGAGGAAGAUGAAGAGGUAGAGAGUUCAACUAAACCAAGUUCAAAGGAAAAUGCCACGCAUCAGCAACUUUUGGAAGAUAAUCCGGUGAUUGAGAAUGAUCGUUCCCAGGAAGAAGCAGAGAAACAAGGAAAUCUUCCUGAGGCAGCUGAUGGCAUUGGCAGAAAAAGUCCAGCCAAUGCUUAUCCUAGCGGUAGUGUUGCAGAUACAGAUAAUAAUGAUGAUAGAGCAGAGAGAGGGUUGUCAACCGCAAUUGACAACCUUUCAUCCGGGGGAUUGCCUGGGAGUGCUGAAGAUGAGUUGCAACAUGUCUCUGGUGUUUCCAAGUUAAGCAAUCAUAAAACUGACAGGACUGCAGGGGUAAAUGAAAAACUAGAUGGAGAUUUAGAUGCUAGAGGUUUGGAAAAUGAUGAUUUUCAAACCCAAAAUAGAUCUGACAAGAACGAUAGACUUGAAAGCAAGAAGAAGUUGGGUAAGAAAGUAAUUAAAGAUUCAGAAAGUUCCAAGGAAAGGUUAGAUAAGAAGGGACAUGACAGGCACCGAAGGCAUGAAGAAAGGCAAUUAGAAACUGAAAGGAUUGACGAUCCUGAUAGCUUUAAAGAUAAAUAUAAGGACAAAGACAGAAAUAAUGAAAAGGUGAAGCACACUGAAUCAAGGAGACACCCAUCUCCUUCUACAGGCAAUGAAGGAGUUGAGGUAUGGAGAGAGAAAAAAACUACGCAAAAAAAUGAUAAUGAUGAUAGAAAACAAAACAGAAGACGGGAUGAAAAAGAAGAACGAUCUAGACAUAGAAGUGGGAGUGAUUCUAAACGCCAUAAGCGGCAUCAUUCUAGUGAUGAGUCCUCAGAUGACUCAAAAAGGAAAUCGCGACACUCGAGGCGACAUAGAUCUCCAUCACCCAUAAGAUCAAGGAAAAGACAAGUUUCGAGGUCUCCUCCUCAUAGCAAGUACUCUAAGCGCAGGCAUUCUCCCUACUCUUCUCUUGAGACAAGCAGGGGAGGAAAAAAAUCUGGAUCAAGAUCAAGGUCAAGGUCAAGAUCACCUGCACGCCGUCGCCGAUACCUGGUGGAUUGCUCUGGUUUGGAACAUAUGGGAUGUCUUAAAUUUACAAUAUGUAAAGUUGAAUCGAAUCACCCUCCCGUUAACAAAGGUAUUAUGGAAUCUCUCUACUCAUUCUUCUUCUCCAAUCUCUACAACCAGAGGGUAAGAAAAGAUCCCAGAUGCUCAAAAAAUGUUUAUUUUCUAAGUUUUCUUGGGUUUUUGCAGGUUCUGCAGAAAGGGCUAUGUCUCGUUUGGAUAUAUGGGGUUUUCUUGAUUGGGGUCUCAUUUUAUGUCAUUCAAAUGGUACCCAUUUCGCUUAGAGAUUUUAGUGUAAGAAGAGGUGAUGUUAAUGUUCUUGGUGAUUCGAAUGUUCCCAAGAUCACUAUUUUUACAGCCCCAAAGCCCUUUAUUGGCUCGAUUGGUGAUAGGCAAGUUCUUGCUGUAAGAUCAUGGCUUGAGCUGUCUGAAAAUUUAACUGUGAUUCUUUUCAGCCAAGACCCUUCUGUCAUCUCCUUUGCUCAUUCAUUUGGCUCCAGAGUUUCAGUCAUGGCCGAUGUUGACUUCACGUUUCUCGGUACGCCGUAUCUCCAUUCAAUCAUUGCAAGAUCGAUGGCAUUGCCGUCGGAUAUAUCCGUGUUGAUCGAUCCUGACAUCGUUCUCUUGCCGAAUUUUGUGUCUACUUUGAACUAUGCUCACAAGCUUGAUGAAGAUUGGCUUCUCGUUGCUUUGUCGAAAAAUGUCGGAGCGAAGAAGGAGUUCGUCGUAGCUGAGAAACGUGCUCGGAAUCGGUGCGAUGAUCGAAUGAUUAUCGCGUGGAACAGUGGAGAUUUGCCUCUUCACAAGGGUGUUCUUCCUCCUUUCUUGUAUGGCGAGGGGAUUCACAACCGUUGGAUCGUUUCCGAGGCUUUGAUCUCCGAUUUCAGGCUCGUUAUCGACGCGACGUCGAUGGUUUCCAGUUUCUUUCUCGACGACGCGGAGAUUGUCGAAGAAGACAAAACUUGGGAAGGAGUUGGAAAUGCACUUCUUGGACGGGUUUACGGGUCGUUGUCGUUCGGUAAAACGAACUUCUCGAAUCUGUUCCGAUUCCUCGACUGCAACGGCAACUUUGUCUUCGUCAACACGGAGCAAAACAUCGUGUACCCGCUCGGGUACGGGAGGCGAAUGAAUUUACGAAACAAGAGAAUACUCGAAUGCGUCAAUGCGAUCGUUUCGUUCGAUUCCAUCGAACGAUGCUUGUCGAACAGGAACGUGACAUUCCCGACGUCAGUUUCGCUUCCUCUAUCCCUCGAAACGCUGCUGUCGAUGCGCGGUGAUCGGAACAAGAGCGUCGUUCUCGGAGUCGCCGGGUACAGCUACAAGGACUUGCUGAUGAGCUGGGUUUGUAGGCUUCGUCGUCUCGGAGUAUUGAACUUUUUGGUCUGCGCUCUCGACGAUGACGUCUACGACUUUUCUGUGUUACAGGGCUUGCCGGUGAUCAAGUGCACGAAUUCUCCGGCGAACAUCAGCUUCGACGGCUGCCAUUUUGGGACCGAUUGUUUUCAGAAAGUAACGAAAGUGAAGUCGAGGAUGGUCCUCCGAAUACUGAAACUCGGAUACAACGUACUCUUGAGCGACGUCGACGUGUACUGGUUCAAGAAUCCGUUGCCGUAUCUGAGUUCCUUUGGCCCGGGGGUUCUCGUCGCGCAAUCUGACGAAUACAACGCGACAGAGCCACCAAACUUACCGCGACGACUCAACUCCGGGUUCUACUUCGCACGUUCGGACAGGACAACGAUCGCGGCAAUGAAGAGGGUAGUGGGUCAUGCGGCAAAGUCGAAUCUCUCCGAGCAGCCGAGUUUUUACGACACGUUGUGCGGCAACGGUGGGGCGUAUCGAUUAGGCGACGAUCGGUGCUUGGAGCCUUCGACGAAUCUGACGGUUCAAUUCUUGGACCGGGAUCUCUUCCCGAACGGCGCGUACCAAGGGCUGUGGGAGGGAAACGACACCCGUAAAACGUGUUGGAGGAUGGGGUGCUUCGUGCUCCAUAACAAUUGGAUCAACGGGCGGAAGAAGAAGCUCGAACGGCAGAUGUCGACGGGGCUUUGGGAGUACGACGUUAACGGCAGGAUGUGCUUGCAACGCUGGCACGGGAUCGACACGGCGGGUUACUUCUGAAAUUGAGGCGUAAACGUCGAAAUGCUCGACGAAUUUAAAAUUGGAUGUCAGAGAUGAUAGAUGUGGAAUCGAUCUCUUCUGAUGCCAGGCUGGGACUGAGAGGAGCUGUUCGUCAGAAAUGUCGCGCCGAGAAUGUGGAAGAGACGAUACAGGUCCCUUCCGGCCAUGGCUGAGGUCUCUCCGGUGAAUACAACACGGCCGUGUCUUGUUUUUCUUUUUUGUAGGUUUUUGAUCGGCACGGCCGUGUCUUGUUUUUCGAUGCUGAAAUAUGUAUACUAUAUAGUCUAUAGACUAUAGGCUUUGUCCAAUCCUAUCCAGAAUUAGAACCAAUUAAAAAAAUGCAAUCUUGAUCA
Andrographis paniculata is the source of this 5549-nucleotide messenger RNA. RefSeq lists its product as uncharacterized. The record is from RefSeq and is a predicted model, not a curated record. Gene Ontology annotation, molecular function: glycosyltransferase activity. The coding region runs from base 118 to 5196 and encodes 1692 amino acids. NCBI's taxonomy places the organism in Eukaryota, Viridiplantae, Streptophyta, Magnoliopsida, Lamiales, Acanthaceae. The transcript is spliced from 18 exons.